This is a messenger RNA of Anopheles darlingi, 1779 nucleotides long. RefSeq names its product glutactin-like. The transcript has 4 exons. The record is from RefSeq and is a predicted model, not a curated record. Bases 1 to 1779 code for a protein of 592 amino acids. Lineage: Eukaryota; Metazoa; Arthropoda; Insecta; Diptera; Culicidae.
AUGGCUUCCAUCAGCAAAACACUUCUGUUACCGGGACGAAAGUGGCCAUCGCUGGGUCACGGGUCCGCCCUGCGCGUUUUCUCAGCUAACCGUCGCCAGUACUCCUCGGUAGGCUCGGCGAUGGAUUCGCCAUCAGAACAUCCGCUGGUUGAGCUUCCUGGGUUAGGAAAGUUACGUGGUUCAACAACGCGUGGUGCGUGGACCGGUGUAGGAAUCUAUCAGUUCCUGAACGUUCGUUACGCCGAACCAGCGACCGGUGUGCGUCGCUUUAAACCUCCCGUUCCGGUGGAACCGUGGGACGGUGUAUUGGACGUAUCGAAGCCCAAACUAGGCGCUCCAGUGUACAAUCGCUUGAAGGAGCUGACCGAGGAGCAACGGGCGGAGAACCUCGAGGAUUGCAUCAAUCUCAGUGUCUAUACGAAAGAUCUGAACGGUCGGAAACCGGUCAUCGUGUACGUGCAUGGUGGUCAAUUCUACGAUGGUGCCAUUUCGGACUAUCCACCGAACUACAUCAUGGAGAAGGACGUGGUGCUCGUGGUGCCCCAGUAUCGCCUCGGGGCGCUCGGUUUUCUAUGCUCGAAUACGAAGGAAAUCCCGGGCAAUGCGGGCCUUCUGGAUAUUGUGCUAGCGUUCGAGUGGGUCCAGAAGUACAUUGCACAUUUCGGUGGUGAUCCGACGCAAGUGACUGCGAUGGCACAAUCCUCCGGAACGGCCUUAGUGACAAGUAUAACCUACAGUCCGCUCAUCGAUACGGAGCGCCUGUUCGGGAAGUGUAUCCUACAUUCCGGAACCUGCCAUGCCACGUGGGCAUGGGAUCGCACACCGGAGCACAAUUGUCGCGAUAUAGCCGGUUUCGCUGGAUUCGAUCGUAAGGCCCCACUGGCCGAUAUCGAGCGGUUUCUUAUGGAACUAGACCUUUUCAGCCUGAUGAAAGCGUUCACCCAGCAUUACCGCCUACGAACACCGAACGGAACUAAUACGAUCGGUGGUGCCCGCCUGGUGUUCCACGAUCCAAAUGGGCUUUUCCCAGAGUUUCCGUAUCGGGUUAUGCGAAAAGGUGGUGGGCGUAAGAAUAUGCCGCUACUGAUCGGCACCAUGCGUCACGAUGGAACGUUCGCAUUCCUGGAGUUGUUCAACAUCCUGCUGUACAAGAAGCUGAUUGGUGUUCCUCCUAUUCCCAUCCAUCGAUUGCUGGACGAAGUGAACCAGGUACUCGGAGUCGACGAUCCUACCUGUAUGGUCCGUACGCUCGCCAUGGCCAAGUUCUUCACCAAGGAGCAACUUACAUCCGGCAAUUUGCUUCAGAUGCUGCCGGAAUUCUGUGAUCUCACGGCAGACAUCUUGUUUAAGGGUCCGGUAUUCCAAAUGGCACAAACCAAUGCCAUGUACCAACCGGAACAGACCUAUCUGUACAGUUUCGAUUAUGCCGGUGAACAUACGCGCUUCGGAUACGGUGGAGACACUUCGGCCUUACCGUUCGAUGGCGGGGUGCACCACUCGAACGAUCUGAUUUACCUGUUUCCCUAUCCACCGACGGCGGCAAAUUUGAACGAGCAAGACACGAUCAUUGCCAAGCGAAUGGUGGACCUAUGGACAUCGUUUGCCAUCAAUGGUAAACCGGAGGCCGAAGGGGUACCAACGUGGCCAGCAUUUACCAAUUCCGUUGGACCGUAUCUUAAGAUCGAUAAGAAGUUUACGGUCGGAAUGGAUUUCCGGGAUGAACUCACAGCUGCCAUCCAGGAUCCUUCUCAGGUGCAAAAGAAACCAUCCAAACUGUAG